GCCGGCCAAUCACCUGCCUCGCCUGACCUCCUCCGAAUCCCCGCCCGGCCUGACACAAUGCUCUUCUUCCGCGUUUUUCCGAUAUACUAUACAACAUUUAAGGGUUAUCAGCCUCCUACAUUUUUACUGAAGGCUUCAUAAAGAUAACAUGUACGCGAUAACGGGCAAAUAAAAUGACUUCACACCUUAAAGCCAGCCUAAAGUUCAGCGCCACCGUCGGGAGAAGUUGAGUUCCUGUGAGUGUGCCGUGCAAGUGCAACCAGUGGCACCCAGCACACGUGAAGUACCGGGCUUUAACUAAUGGCGUGUAUUUAAUAGGACCCUAGUGUUGCAUUGCCCUACAUUGCCGUGAUCUAGAGGACAAGAAACCUCGGAAUCAUGAACUUGGUGAGGACAUCAAGGCAGGUGGUGGGUCUGCGGCAGGCACUCACCCUCCUGCAGAAGGCCACGGCGGGGGGCGGCGGGGGGCAGACCAGGCACUACCACUCCCUGCAGGGGGUCUACGGCCACAAGCACCAGGAGCCCAAGGACUUCUCAUUACCAGAAGAUGUUGUUCAGCGGAGAGCAGAGGAGAGCAAUCUAUUCCGGUGGAUCAGUGCUUAUCGAGAGUAUGGUCACCUGACAGCAGACAUCAACCCAAUCAAGCCAAACAGCAGACAGGUGCCGGAGCUGGCGCCUGAGCUGUAUGGCCUCAGCAGCAGUGCCUCAUACAACCCUCGAGGCCUUUUGGCUGGCUGUGAGGGCAGCUACAGUCUCCAGCAGCUGCAGGACAUCCUGAAGGAGAAAUAUUGUGGCCACAUUGGUGUGGAGUUUUCCUAUUUACCUACCCUAGAGGAGAGGGAAUGGUUUGCUAAUUCUGUUGAAGGUCUCUCUGACGAAGUCAUUACUGCAGAAGAACGUGUCAGGCUAGCAAGAGACCUGCUGUGCUCCCAGGCUUUUGACAACUUUUUAGCAACUAAGUUCCAAAGUGUGAAGCGUUACGGUGCGGAAGGAGGAGAAUCCAUGCUGGGCUUUUUCACAGAGACCUUCAGAAAGGCAGCUCAAGAGGGUGUGGAGCAGGUUGUGGUGGGCAUGGCUCACCGGGGUCGCCUGAACCUGCUGACCGGCAUUCUGCAGUAUCCUGUCACCAUCAUGUUCCAGAAGAUGAAAGGGAUGCCAGAGUUCCCUAGCGAUGUCAAGUUUAUUGGGGAUGUCCUCUCCCACCUAGCCAUAUCAGUUGACUUGGAGGUGGGAGGACCAAAUCCCUUGUACGUCUCAAUGCUGCCAAACCCUUCUCACCUUGAGGCUGUGAAUCCUGUGGUCUGCGGCAAGACCCGGGCCCGGCAAAGGACCCUUGGGGAGGGCUACUACUCCUCAGACCCUGAUGCUCGGCCAGGGGAGAAAGUGGUGUGCCUGCAAGUGCACGGGGACGCAGCUCUCUCAGGGCAGGGGGUGAUUCAGGAGACCCUCGCCCUCUCUGCUGUGCCCCACUUCAACAUUGGGGGAGCUUUGCAUGUUGCCAUCAACAAUCAGAUUGGCUACACCACCCCCGGGGAGCGGACACGGUCAACAAGAUACUGCACUGACGUGGCCAAGAUGUGCAGCAUGCCAGUCAUCCAUGUUAAUGGUGAUGACCCGGAGGCUGUAGUGAAGGCUGCCAGGCUGGCUGUUGCUUACCAGAGAAAGUUCCGACGAGAUAUAUUUGUGGACAUACUUUGUUGGCGACGAUGGGGCCACAACGAGCUGGACAACCCACGCUUCACCAACCCUUCCAUGUACCAAACCAUAGAUGUGCGCAGGAGUGUGCCAGAUUCCUACACUGCCCAGUUAGUGGAGGAAGGGGUCAUGCAGCAAGAAGAGGUCACUAAGAUCACUGCUGGCCACAUGACCUUCCUUGCAGAACAGUUCAAGCUGGUGGACUCCACUGUUCCAAAAGCACCUCACCUAGAGAAGCAGUGGGCAGGGCUGGUCCAGGCUCCCUCAUCCCUGCAGGUUUGGGACACAGGCUUGGACACCAAAACUCUGCAGUAUUUGGGAGCAAAAUCUGUAGAGGUUCCAGAAAAUUUUAAUGUCCACAAACACCUGAAGAAGACCCACAUAGAGGCAAGGCUACAGAAGCUUGCAGAAGGCCGUAGUCUGGAUUGGGCUACAGCAGAAGCCUUGGCCUUUUCCUCACUGUUGUACCAAGGGUUCAAUGUGCGAAUCAGUGGCCAGGAUGUGGGUCGGGGCACCUUCUCCCAGCGCCACUGUAUGCUGGUUGACCAGGAGACUGAUGAAAUGUACAUUCCCCUCAACCACAUCAGUGAAGACCAGAGUGGCAAGCUGGAGGUGGCCAACAGCAUUCUCUCUGAGGAGGCAGUGCUGGGCUUUGAGUAUGGCAUGUCUGUGGAAAGCCCCAAGACCUUAUGCAUCUGGGAGGCUCAGUUUGGAGACUUCUUCAAUGGGGCCCAAAUCAUGAUCGAUACUUUUGUAUCUGGUGGUGAAGCUAAGUGGUUGCUGCAGAGUUCCCUAACAAUGGUGCUGCCUCAUGGCUAUGAUGGGGCAGGUCCUGAACAUUCCUCAUGCCACAUGGAGAGGUUCUUACAGAACAGCAGCUCCAGUGAGACAGCACCAGAUGGGGAGGAUGUGAACUGGUUCAUUGUGAACCCCACCACACCAGCACAGUACUUCCAUGCCCUCAGGCGCCAGAUGGUGAGGAACUACCGAAAGCCCAUCAUCAUCGUGGGGCCCAAAGUGCUCCUUCGCCACCCGGUGGCAACCUCCACUCUGGAGGACAUGGCUCCAGGAACACACUUUUUCCCUGUUAUUGGUGACUCAAGUGUUAACCCAACCAGUGUGAGGAAAGUUGUGUUUGUGAGUGGGAAGCACUACUACACACUGCUGGGGGAGAGGGAGGCUCGGGGCAUCAAGGACACGGCCAUCAUCAGAGUGGAGAGUCUGUGUCCCUUCCCAACACAGGAGAUCAGUGAGGAAUUGCAGAAAUACAAGCAGGCAAAGAAGUUUGUGUGGUCUCAGGAGGAGCACCGCAACAUGGGGGCGUGGUUCUUCGUCCACCCUCGGUUUGAAAAUCUUUGCUCUAUCAAACUGGAGUAUGCGGGGCGGGACGUGUCGGCCAUCCCAGCUGCUGGUGUAGCUCAGGCCCACAAAGUUGAAGCUCAGGAAUUGCUCAAUAAGACCUUUGCACUCUAACUGGCAUUCCAUGAAGAGUUCCUAGUCAGAGGAGUACCUAUAGUAAAGGUAACAUUUUAACUGCACUUAAUGGAUGAUUCGCAAGUCAAUAUUAUCCAAUUUCUGAUAAACAGAAUUCAGAAGCUAUUCUUAUUACAUUCUUAAAAAUUUAUUUAGGACUUAUAAGCUAACAUUAGCUUUUAAAGAAUAAGAUGUAAAUGAAUCUGACUAGUUUGAAGACUUGGUAUAUGAACUAACACAUUAUAGUGUUAGAAAUGAUCAAAGAUUUAUGAGCUAACAGUAUCUGAUUUGUGUGGCAAUUGGAAUUAGAAUUUUAAAACUAGUCAGUUUAGCAAUGCUCACAUGACAGUUUGAGUUAAAGUAUAUAGUCUUUUAUUUAGGUGAAAAUGCACUUGCCUUCCAAGGUGCCCUUUUGCCACAGAAAGUUUCCUGCCAGCUGAUUGGUUGAAAAUUCAAUGCCCAAAUACGUCUUUUGAUUUGAUAUAAUUACCAGGUAAUGUGAACCAACACUUAAGUAAAUAAGUUUCUCCAUCUGCUAUAAGUAAUAACAAUUAAAAAUGGUAAUGAGUAAAUAGAUAGUGAAGUGAUAUUCAGGAAAGUCUAUUUGUUAAUGUUGACAUUAACACACAAGCACGUGUUUGGCUGCAGACUAUUUCUUAUGAAAUUUUCACAUGACUAUCGUUAUAUUCAUUAGUUCCGUAAUUAGAGAUGGGAAAAUACUAUUAAUAUGUAGUUUUAUCUGAUGUAUUGUGAUCUACAGAAUAGGUUUACUGAAUAGCAUACUGCUACGACACACACCCUCAUGCUCUCAUCUAUAGUCUUCCAAAUAUGUCGAGGCUGGUCUGGCGUAGCCUCCCGUGGGUCCUUUCCUCCCCUCUGCUCGGCCACACAGUCCCAACUCCUAUCUCUUCCUCUCAUAUGUAAGCUAUAGGUAACAUAUGAGAGGAAAAAAUAGGUGUUGGGAGUGUGUGGCAGAGCAGAGGGGAGAAAUGGACCCGCGGGAGCCAACGCCAGAACGGACUCGACAAUUUGGUUUCACUAUAAGUCAUUAGAAGUUGAUGAUUACAUGUUUUCUUGUUUGUAGUGCAACUUGCUUAUCAGUUAAAACAUGUGGAAAAAUCCAUAUGAAGUAGCAUUCAGAACAAAUGCUUGUGUUGCUGACUAAGGUAACUGAUGUCAACUUAUCAAGCUUUACCACUUACCAGCACAUUACUUCAUAAUAUAUUUAGUCAUUAUCAUUUUUAAUUGACAACAUAUGUAUGAGGGAGAGGAGAGCCAAUAAUUAAGUGUUGGUUCACAUUACCUGGUAGUCAUUUCAAAUAAAAUUAUAUAUUCGAACAUUGUUUAUUCAAGCGAUCAGCUAGCAGGAAACUGUUUGGAAAAAGGGCGCCUCUGCGGGUGAGCCAAUUUUUGCAGCAAUAAAAAAAUACCGUAGCUAAGUUUAAUUGACUUAAUUGGAACUUUCUAUAUUUUUCUCAUGCUGGUCUCACAGCCUGAACAAAUGAGCAGUGGAGGAUUUGAGAAUGUCAAAUGUUUAUCUCAAAUACAAGUGUCUUCCAUUUGAGGUAUAGGAAAUGUGAAUAACUGAACCUGUGAGGAACUGAACAAUGAAGGGAGGUAAGUGUAGUGCACUGCUCUCCUGUCUUGCCUUCAUACAGUGACAAACACUCCACAGGUUUGUCAGGUGUACAGCAAGUGCCUGGCCAUCUCUUACCCUUCCCACAUCACAGUCUUCCAUUCAUGACAAAUUUUAUUACUUCAUUUUAAGAUACAUCCGGUUGUUUUUAUGGCUGCUAGGCAGUGGACUGAGGGUGAAAGUUUUAUUGGGUUUAAAAGAUGUUUCAUCAUCUAUUGAUAAUGGCUUUGUAUUAGUAUGAUGUGGAUGGUGUUACACACACACACACACACACACACACACACACACACUCAGGGGUAGAGCGUCUGGCUCACAACCAGAAGGACCGGGGUUCAAUUCCCCGGCCGGGUGAAGAUAAGUUGGGUUUAUCUUCUUUCAUGUGUAGCCCCUGUUCACCUAGCAGUGAGUAGGUACACGACAUCAGGCAAGGAGUUGUGACCUCGUUGUCGCGGUGUGUUGUGUGUGAGUGGUCUCAGUCCUACCCAAAGAUCGGUACUACGAGCUCUGUGCUCUUCCGUAGGGGAACGGCUGGCUGUCUCGAGAGAGACCCGCAGCAGACUAAGAGGUGAAAUUACACACACACACGCUCGCUACACAACCAAGAGAUUCUGGGUAGUCGUUUCCUGCCUCCAGGGUGUGUAUAAAGUUUCAGCCAUACCCAGAGAUCUGUCACUUUAGAGCUCCAAGCUCAUUUGAAGAGAGUACUGGCUGGCAAUUCUGAGUUCAGCGUGUGGUCAGACCAUGAUGGUGAACUACACUGGAGACGGAGCUCGUGAGAACUAUUAAUGUUCACAAUUUUGAGAAUAGGUUGUAUAGAUGCAGAUGAGGAGACAACAGAGUACAAACAUGACAGAUCUUGUUUACUUAAACUUAGUAAACACCCCACACAUGAGAGAGUGAGUGAGUGAGUGUGUGUGUGUGUGUGUGUGUGUGUGUGUGUGUGUGUGUGUGUGUGUGUGUGUGUGUGUGUGUGUGUGUCAAGUCUAGCCUGAAGAGGAAGCUUGAAGAUCUGAUCAGUGUUAUAGAUGGUUUCAUUUCACUGUCCAUCCACAGAGCAUGAAUGUUGAUAGACGUAGCACAUGCGUAUUGUGGCUCAUGAGUGGCUGAAGAUUGACAUGUCCGAUACCACUGGCUACGUGUGAUAAAUAUUUAAACUAUUUUUCAGUAAUAGAAUCCGUCGGAGGGUAGUGUUGCUUUCUAAACUACCCUCCUAUGGAUCUAUCUCUGCUGUGGUAGAUGGUCACUGUUCCUCCCCUAAACCUAUCAACAGUGGUGUACUGCAGGGCUCUGUCCUAUCUCCCACCCUUUCUGUUCAUUGAUGAUCCUUCAAAACAAUCUGUCCUAUCCACUCUUAUGUCGAUGACUCUACUCUGCACUACUCAACGUCUUUUGACCCGAGUGACAUGUUCCAGACCAUUAGCUCUAUGCAUUACAAAGGUACGCAGCUAUAACUCCUCACCACCCAACCCUCAUCUGUGCCCACCUUCCUCAGGGGAGAAAUGCACAUUAAAAUAUGUAUAAAUAAAGAAGUGCUCUGAAUCUGUAUGGCUUAGCACUGGUGAUGCAGAAAUAAGGAUAUAUUGUGAAAGUGUAAGAGGAUUAAAAUCAAAGUGUGACAUAGUUUCAGUUGUAGGUGGAAGUGUUGGAUAUUAAAUGUGCCUUAAAGUGUAA
Eriocheir sinensis (Chinese mitten crab) is the source of this 6475-nucleotide messenger RNA. RefSeq names its product 2-oxoadipate dehydrogenase complex component E1-like. The coding region runs from base 379 to 3168 and encodes 929 amino acids. NCBI's taxonomy places the organism in Eukaryota, Metazoa, Arthropoda, Malacostraca, Decapoda, Varunidae. The record is from RefSeq and is a predicted model, not a curated record. Gene Ontology annotation, biological process: tricarboxylic acid cycle. Gene Ontology annotation, molecular function: oxoglutarate dehydrogenase (succinyl-transferring) activity; thiamine pyrophosphate binding. The transcript has 18 exons.